Messenger RNA from Ipomoea triloba (trilobed morning glory), 1218 nucleotides. RefSeq names its product putative FBD-associated F-box protein At5g53635. Bases 1 to 1218 code for a protein of 405 amino acids. The transcript has a single exon. Gene Ontology annotation, molecular function: protein binding. The record is from RefSeq and is a predicted model, not a curated record. NCBI's taxonomy places the organism in Eukaryota, Viridiplantae, Streptophyta, Magnoliopsida, Solanales, Convolvulaceae.
AUGUCUGAUACCAAUACGUCGGGAACAGAAAUGGUGGACUAUUUCUCAAUGCUGCCUCACCCGCUUAUUCAUCAUAUUCUUUCCUUCCUUCCUUUCGAUGAUGUCGCCCGUACUUGUACUUUAUCUGAGGAUUGGCAUCGCAUUUGGCUCUCUUACCCCAAUGUUGAGUUUCAUUUUGAUUUCUGUGCUUAUAAAGGGCAGGACUUCUUUGAUCAUAUUGAAAAUUCCUUAGCUGAAUGCAUUGUUAGGAAGGCUUGUAUACAAAAUUUCAGCCUGAGUAUUUGUUUUCCUGAAAUUGAGAUAUUGACACCAAAUCUGGACCGUUGGUUAAAUCUUGCUAUGAAGAAGAAUAUUUCCGAGUUAAGGCUUAGCAUUGGUAGAUUUUAUGGCUAUAUCUACUCUUCUCUGGUUUUGUAUUCUAUUCCUGGGAAAGUCUUAGUUGCCAAUACACUUGAGGUUCUAGAUUUACAUCAGUGUAAUUUGAAGGAAGAUCGUUUUGGUUACAUAAACCUCCCCCGUCUUGGAAAGCUUUCUCUUAAUAAAUGUCAAUUUGUGGGUGAAAGUUUGCUACAGAAGAUUGUGAGUGCUUGUCCUAUUGUAGAGCACAUUUCAAUUGUAAGAUGCAUUGGUGUGGGGCAUUUUCUCUUCGUUUCCUGCAAACCUGAGUUGAAGUAUUUUAAAGUAGACAGAUGUGAACCCGAGCUGGAGAAAAUUGAAAUUGAUGCACCAAAUCUGCACACACUUUCAUAUAACAGUUCAUACAAAGUUUGUGCUAUUGAGAUGUCCAUUUGGUCUAGUGUGAAAGAAUUGGAAUUGGGUCAUGCUAUGGUGAUGCAAUUAGAAUAUUUGUUGUCUAAAUUCCUUUGUAUUGAAGUAUUGAAGUUAAGCCACGGGCCGUCAGACAAAAUCAAGAUUUCAAGUCAAAGUAUUACGGUUUUGGUUUUUGGUUUUUUCUUCCAGUUCCCAGGUGCAACAAUUGAAGCUCCAGCUUUACAUACUUUAGAGUUUUCCUCAACUAUGUCUUUGAGUUCUGAACUCAAGUUUAGCUCCUGGAAUGUUCCAAAAUUGGAUGAUAUUGAUAUGAUCUUUUCAGUUGACAACUUUUCCAAAGCAUGUGAGGCUGGAUUGAAGGAAUUCCUUAUGAAAUUGCAUAACUAUGAGGAUAUGAAAGUGGUUAUCGUUAACAAUGAUGUUAGUAAUUUUCAUUUUCUUGCUUAG